CAAAAUUCAAAGCCGCGAAGAUUGCGCUUCCUCCAUUUGGACACAUGCCCGCGGCGACGGGAAAGGUUCCAGCAGUGCUCCUGCGGCCACCCGCUGGCAUUGACGCCCAGCAUCCCAUCAAUGCGUUGGCUACUCAUGGAGAUCCAAGCGGUGAACUGACUGCACCUGCCAAGUUUUGGGUCCAGCACUCGCUGUAUCCGACACUGAAGAAAGCGUGUGGAACGAAGGAUGCACCUGGUAUCCGCAAACAAAAUGCAUCCCGCGUGCUCUCGGAGCUUCGCCAAGCGCGUUCCGUCGUGGAAACGCAGUUGGAAGACUUUCAUCGGGGCCUGCUUGACUUGGAUGCUUGGCUCACAAACGUCUCGCCGCCGGUGCAAUUGGUCGGCGGCGAUGGCGGCGGCAGUGCCAGUACCACAGACGAAGUUAGGGAGAGGCGAAAGAAAAAACGACGGAGGAAGGUCAACGCUUCAUCAUCCGAACUUCCAGGAGAGACCGCUGUCGACCUGGCGCCAUCGUUCGACGUGGAUGCCAUGGACAUGGAUGCACCUUGCACCACCUCUGAAUGUUGGCAGUACCUACGUGCAUCCUCGUUCUUCGCACCAGUCACACAGGACGUCGUCGAGCACAUAUUAGCGCCGCUCCCGACGACACUUUUCACACAACCCGACGAGUGUAUCGACGAUGGCAUUGCAUGUCCCACCUACGACGAUCCAUCUUGCACACGAGCAUGUUCCUUGUCCGAGAAACUCUUGGCCGCACUCGUCGACAUCCAUGGACCGUCCCCCACAACCUCCGCCCCCGACGAAGGCGACGAUGAAGGUGACGGCGUCCGUCCUUCCCACGACAAGCACCCCCUCGGUGGUUCCCACGACGCUCCGCCUUCGUACCCUGCGACCGACGACGUGCCGUCCACGUCCAAACUUCAACACGAACUGGCCCUCGUCGGCCUCGUUCGUCCGCCUCCUCCGUCCGUCCAUCCACCUCCGUCCUCCGGUCAUGACACUGGUGACGUCGCCGCCGUGUUUGGCGGAGCUCCAGACGUCGAGAGUCGGCUUGCCCAAGCGACGAAAGCGUGCCUCGCGCUGCAUGCAUCCACCAACGCCAUCAAAGCUUCCCUUCGAGACCGCAUCUAUCUUUGCCAUCAUCCGCGCAUCGACCACAAGGCGACGACCCGCGACGACCACGCCCACGUAGUGACGCAGUAUCGCAAGUUGAGCAAACGCAAGGCGGACGACGCCCGACGUAAACUCCGACGGACCGCCAAAGCUACGUCCGCUAGGAAGCAGCAGCAGCAGCACCUCCUUCAAUCGUCCUCUGCACGCCGCCAACAACCUCUAGACCACCGCCCCCCAUCCGGACACCCCCCCGACCAACUCGACCCACCAGCAUCAGUCUCAAUAACCUAACGAUAUGUACCUGUGACGUCGCAAUCCCUG
This is a messenger RNA of Aphanomyces astaci, 1436 nucleotides long. RefSeq lists its product as hypothetical. The transcript has 4 exons. The record is from RefSeq and is a predicted model, not a curated record. The coding region runs from base 45 to 1406 and encodes 453 amino acids. NCBI's taxonomy places the organism in Eukaryota, Oomycota, Saprolegniomycetes, Saprolegniales, Verrucalvaceae.